CGCUGCUGACCCGGCCAGAGGCACAGACCUGCGGCCUGCGCAGUCCCCGCGGCCCCGGUCCAUCCGGGGGCCGGGCUGAGCGCGCCGGCUCCCAGCAUCUGGACCCGGGAAUGGACCUUUUUCUCUUUCUCCCAAGCCCCUCCUCUGGGCCGGCGCCCGGUGGGAUGGACACCCCGGAGUGGGCGAUGUGGGCCAACAGGAGCACACCGGUGCCCCCGCCCCAGGCGCAGAACAUCAGCCUGCCGCACCGCUGCCUGCUGCUGCUGUACGAGGACAUCGGCGCCUCCAGGGUCCGGUACUGGGACCUGCUGCUGCUCAUCCCCAACGUGCUCUUCUUCGUUUUCCUGCUCUGGAAGCUCCCGUUUGCUCGGGCCAAGAUCCGCCUCACCUCCAGCCCCAUUUUCAUCACCUUCUACAUCCUGGUGUUCGUGGUGGCCCUGGUGGGCAUUGCCCGGGCUGUGGUAUCCAUGACGGUCAGCACCUCCAGUGCUGCAACAGUGGCCGACAAGAUCCUGUGGGAGAUUACCCGCUUCUUCCUCCUGGCCAUCGAGCUGAGCGUGGUCAUCCUGGGCCUGGCCUUCGGUCACCUGGAGAGCAAGUCAAGCAUCAAGCGGGUGUUGGCCAUCACCACCGUGCUGUCCCUGGCCUACUCGGUCACCCAGGGCACCUUGGAGAUCCUGUACCCGGAUGCCCACCUGUCUGCCAAGGACUUCAACAUCUACGGGCACGGGGGCCGCCACUUCUGGCUGAUCAGCUCCUGCUUCUUCUUCCUAGUCUACUCGUUGGUGGUGGUCCUGCCCAAGACCCCGCUGAAGGAGCGCAUCUCCCUGCCCUCGCGGAGGAGCUUCUACGUGUACGCGGGCAUCCUGGCGCUGCUCAACCUGUUGCAGGGACUGGGCAGCGCGCUGCUAUGCGCCAACAUCAUCGAGGGGCUCUGCUGCGUGGACGCCACCACCUUCCUCUACUUCAGCUUCUUCGCUCCGCUUAUCUAUGUGGCGUUUCUGCGGAGCUUCUUCGGCUCGGAGCCCAAGAUCCUCUUUUCCUACAAGUGCCAAGUGGAUGAGACGGAGGAGCCUGACAUGCACCUGCCCCAGCCCUAUGCCGUGGCCCGACGGGAAGGCGUGGAGGCUGCCGGCGCCGCCAGCACGCAGUUUGACUCGGCGGGGGUGGCCUACCUGGACGAUGUGGCCUCCAUGCCCUGCCACGCCGGCAGCAUCAAUAGCACGGACAGCGAGCGCUGGAAGGCCAUCAAUGCCUGAAGGGCUGUGGCUCAGCCUGGGGACCCGAGGGAGACCUGGGAGGGGGUCAGGGCCAGCCUCCGGGUGAGGGACGUGGGGCUCUCUGCACCCUGAGUCUGGAGGCCACUUCCUGUUGUCGCCCUGUGCUCCAGCUGGACUCCCUUCCUUACUACCCAGCCGUGCCCUGCUCGUCUCCCAGGGCACAGCCUGCCCCCCAGGAUGGCUGCCCGACCUCGGGGUGUGGUGGCCUCAGAGCCCGCUGUAGGGGACAGGCUGCAAUGUGUAUAUUUUCAUGAUCUAUUUUUUAAUAAAAAGGAAAGAGGA
Messenger RNA from Chinchilla lanigera (long-tailed chinchilla), 1562 nucleotides. It is a transcript of the gene Tpra1, whose product is annotated as transmembrane protein, adipocyte asscociated 1. Bases 111 to 1259 code for a protein of 382 amino acids. Gene Ontology annotation, biological process: G protein-coupled receptor signaling pathway. Gene Ontology annotation, molecular function: G protein-coupled receptor activity. Lineage: Eukaryota; Metazoa; Chordata; Mammalia; Rodentia; Chinchillidae. The record is from RefSeq and is a predicted model, not a curated record. Gene Ontology annotation, cellular component: plasma membrane. The transcript is spliced from 12 exons.